CAAAGUUGUCUACAAAUUACAUGGAAACGUGUUUGACAACCCUCAUUUGAUAUUAACAAGUUUGAGGUGAUUGGAAGACGAUAAUAAUCAAGUGUACAUCUGUAGGCUGGUAUAGAGAUCAAAGGGUAUUAAUUUGGAUCCUACUGACACAGCAGUAGAGGUUCCAGCAUGGGAAAGCUGCUCAGUAUACUCAUGAACAAUGAGGCCCAACCACGAGAGAGUGACUUCUUCGUUGACUUCGAAAGUGCUGAACCCACAGAGAGUGAACAGCAUGUGUACAAUCUGGUGGAGGCAGUAUUACAGGAUGCACAAGAAAUACUCAAAGAACUUCGAGAAUAUAAGGGGGCUUCAGAAGACAUUAGAAUGGCAAUAUCUAACCCUAAGAAUGAGGAAUAUCAGGAGAAAGCAUGGUUGGGUGUGCGGCCUUUGGUCUGUCAGCUCAAGAUGUUUUACGAGUUCUCUUUGAAGCUGGAAAAUGUUCUUCCCGAACUGCUGCGAGAACUUUGUUCUGAAAAUAUGACACCCCGAGAACAUUUGGAAAGCCAGCAAGCCCUCUUCAAGCAAUUUGCUCUUGUUCUCGAUUUCGUACUCACGUUUGAUGAUCUUAAGGAAAACAAUGAUGAAGACUUGGAUGUUUCUAAUGAGAUGGCAAACCGAAUGUCUCUGUUUUAUGCCCAAGCCAAUCCCAUGUUGAAAACAUUGAGUGACUCCACCACUAAAUUUGUGUCUCAGAAUAAGGAUCUGCCAGUAGAGCAAACCACUGAUGUUCUUAGCACCAUGGCAAACAUCUGCCGAAUGAUGAUUGAAAAUGGGCAGUAUAGUUCUCGAUUUCAAAAUGAAGAAACCAAGAUGUUCUGUUUGAGAGUGAUGGUUGGAGUAAUAAUCCUGUAUGACCAUGUUCAUCCAGUUGGAGCCUUUGCCAAAACGUCAAAUAUUGAUAUCAAAAGUUCCAUUAAAGUUUUAAAAGAACAAGGGCCACAGAAAGUUGAAGGCUUGUUAAAUGCUUUAAGAUAUACAACAAAACAUUUGCAUGAUGAAACAACAUCACGACAGAUAAAGAGUUUACUUGCAUGACCUGCGAGUUUAAGUAUGCAUAUGGUCAGAGAUGUUUCCAUGCUGCUGAUUUUUUAAGACUGGAAUGAUGUGCCUGGCAGUUACUAUGUUCAAAUGGACGUGUGACCAACUAAAGACAGGUCUGCUGUUUGACAAAUCUCACAGACAAAGAUCUGUGAACCUAUCUGGCAGCUGUAUUGUCAUCCUGGCAGUAUAGACAGCAAAGUAGUUUUGUGUGUAUAACUUUCACAUAUAGACAUUUGUACAAUUCCAGGUGUAAAAGAAAUAUUGGAUACUGUGCCUAAAAACAUCUAAUCUUAUUUUAAUAUAAUUAUGUACAUAUAUUAAUUUGAAAAAGCCAGAAAAAAACAACUUUUUUUUAAUUUGUAUUGUAGUGAUUAGAAACAACUAAAUUAGUGAAAAUAAUUUAGGAAACAUUGACAAUUUGUCCAUGUAUUGUACUUAAAGGUUUAUUGUGUUAAAUACUACUAUGUGAAUUGGGAAUACUAAUGGCUCUCUAAUGCUUCCAUAUUGGUCCAGUCACUUGUGAAUAGAAAAUAUUAACCCUGAAAAUAGCUUUGUUUUCAGUACAUGCACCUAUCAAGUUCGACAAUGAAGAGUCAUAUAUAAGCCUGUUAAAUGAUAAUGAAUUGUUUAGUGAAGCUUUCUGUAGAAUUAAUUGCAGUCCCAACUUCCAUUUAUGAGCUAUUUUAGCAUUCCAGACAAAGACCAACAUUUAGGUGACAGGUCCGCAUCUGGUUAGCUUUAAGCAUUCAUGUACAUUGUAUUCCGUAAAUAAAUGUUUAGAGCUUCGUGUUCUCACAAUCCAUUCUCUUUACACCAAAAAUGUUCUUUUCUACCAGUAUAUUAAAUGCCUCAUGACAAUAAGUGUACAAGUUUGCCCAGGUAAAAUGUUAAGACUGAUUUCACAGUGAAAACUUCUUUCGAGUAUCUGUCAAAUGGCCACUUGUCACUGGUUCAGAGUUGGUUUAAGAAGCGUUUUUAUUAUACGUCUUGUAGCAUUGACUUGUAGCAACUCUAAUCAUAUCUUGUGGGAAGAUGGUGCAUCAUUAUAUUCCGUGACAUCAAACAAAGCUUGUCAGUUUAAACAUAUUUUGCUGGAAAUACAAGUGCAUGCAAAUUUGCAUUGAAAUAAAAAAAAAAACAUGAAUGUACAAAAUGAACUGAUGGUAUUAUGUAAUAAGACAACUGUUGAUCACAUUUUUGACAAUUUAUGGACCUACAUGUAUCUACCGUAGAUAUUUUGCUUAGUGACAAAACUCUAUGUUUGUACCUUAAUGUGAUUUGAUUGGCUGAGAGCUUGCGAUUUGUAGUAAGGAAUAGAACAUGUUCUAAUCAUUACAAAUCUGACACAACUUGUAGUACAAGAAUAAUAUUGUUAUGAUUUAGGUGUUCUCACUGUACGCUUCAACCAUAUGUUACAAGUCUGUGCGACAAUUUGCUAAAUGAGAACACACCUUUACAUGAAACAGAUUAUUCUUUCUUAGGCUGUUUAAUACUCAUUUUAGUGGGUUUUCUUACAAAGUGACAUUAAGAUUUAAUUGUCAAUCCGGUUUAAAAAACUUCAAAUUAUGAUUUUGAUGUGAUGAAUGAAUUUUUGUUUCAUUUUGAGUGAGAAGUGUGUGUAAGUGUGUGUGUGUGUGUGUGUGUGUGCGUGUUAUCAUUCCUGAUCCCAAAACCUAAGGGUUGAAUUUACUAAGUCUGUUUUUCUUUGUCUCACCUUUACAAAGUAGAAAGGAGAGAUGUAGGUAUUACUUUUUGUAACGGUGAUAACAGCGUGAACUUUUGCAUUUACCUCAAAGAUCAAACAUGCAUUGUAAAUAGGCCCUAUAUGUCAUGUGUCUUAUGUAAAGUGGUUAAUUGAUUCUUUUGCUAUAGACUGUUAAGAGUUUUUAUUUGCAAAGAAUGAAAUGGAAUUGAUCAGUGAAUGAAUGGAUGUUUAACGACACUCCAGCACAAAAAUAGAGGUCGGCUAUUGGGUGUGAAACAAGGUUUUGCUAUAGUAAGUCUAGAAUAAUAAACAAUUUGCCAGUUAUUAUCAACUUUAUGUUUCUAAGUGAACUAAUUUUCACUUGUCACAAGCUUUAGUCGGUUGAGUGCUUGCUUGAGGUACUUGCAUCGCAGGAUCGAACCCCUUCGGUGGAUCCAUUCAACUGUAGGAAAAAUGUAAUGAUGACUGAUGACUAUGUGUCAGAAUGACCAAAUGUUUGACAUCCAAUAGCAGAUGAUUAAUUAAUCAAUGUACUCUAGUGGUGUCAUUAAACAAAACAAACUUUACCUUUAGUGAGUGACAAAUGAACAUUACAAACUUUAUCAUAACUGGUACUAAGUAUAUUCUGUUUAUUACAGGUUUUUCUCCUUUUUUUUACUUUACAUUAUUUUUUUUUUUUUUUUUUUUUUUUUUUUUUUUUUUUUUUAUUUUUUUUUUUUAGAGCUAUUUAUUAAUAUUAUAAAGUGAAGUUAGCUUAUUCAGUUUAAACCAGAAAUAGCUUACUAUCAUUAAUGUUGUUUUAAAAUAUCUUUUAUUACAAAUUUAACACUGAAAACAGACAUGUAAACGCAUUCUUUAAAAUUAUGAGACAUUUUUAGCUUUUGUCAAAUCAUAAUGAUGUCAUAUUCAGUACCGGUAGUAAUAAGAACAUUGAUUAUAAGUGCUAAGUCAUACAUACCCAUGGCUGAUAUUUUCUCAGUGAGAAGAUAAAAAAUAUGAAGAAAAAAAAUUCCGUUGUAAUAAUAAAACAUAUGUAACCAGAAAAGGUUGUCAUGUAUCAUGUGUAAUAAUUAACAGUGAUACAGUGCAGUUACUUUGCAAACUAAUAUUACCAGAGGUCUAAUUCACAAGACUUGCAGCUGGGCUAUCUCAUAGUGCAAUGCAGAUAGAUAAAUAACUGUUUUAACAUGCCCAUAUACCACUAGGGUUUCAAACACGCCCAUCCCGAGUCUGACCUCUGAUAAGAUCAGUGGCCUGACUCGGGAAGGGGGGGGGGGGGGGG
Molecule: messenger RNA, 4067 nt
Organism: Gigantopelta aegis
Lineage: Eukaryota; Metazoa; Mollusca; Gastropoda; Neomphalida; Peltospiridae
Product: CYFIP-related Rac1 interactor B-like
Exons: 10
Coding region: 169-1074 (301 amino acids)
Biological process (GO): regulation of actin filament polymerization
Molecular function (GO): small GTPase binding
Source: RefSeq, a predicted model, not a curated record